Messenger RNA from Vittaforma corneae ATCC 50505, 198 nucleotides. RefSeq lists its product as uncharacterized. NCBI's taxonomy places the organism in Eukaryota, Fungi, Microsporidia, Nosematidae. Gene Ontology annotation, cellular component: cytosolic small ribosomal subunit. The coding region runs from base 1 to 198 and encodes 65 amino acids. Gene Ontology annotation, molecular function: zinc ion binding; structural constituent of ribosome. The record is from RefSeq and is a predicted model, not a curated record. The transcript has a single exon.
AUGCCACACGAUUUGAAAGUAAGAUCUGAUGUAGAGAAAGAGCUUCCAAAUUCACAUGCAGUUCACGGUGGAAAAGGACAGAGAAGAUGUAGAAGAUGCAACAACCAUCGUGGGUUUAAUAGAAUGUGCGAUAUUAAUCUUUGCAGAAGAUGUUUGCAUCAGAAUGCUGAAUUUAUUGGAUUCAAGAUUUACAAUUAA